Molecule: messenger RNA, 591 nt
Organism: Trichoderma aggressivum f. europaeum
Lineage: Eukaryota; Fungi; Ascomycota; Sordariomycetes; Hypocreales; Hypocreaceae
Exons: 1
Coding region: 1-591 (196 amino acids)
Source: RefSeq, a predicted model, not a curated record
AUGGGCCUUGGUGAUAACUGGAAUCCUAUGGGAGCCACGAGUUUCUAUCACGGGAGUCUCGAUUCGGACGAACAACUUGGAAAUACCAGCGUCGGUCAUGGUAAUGGCGGAGGGAGUAGUGGAGAGCCAGAUUCUUCGGGAGGACCGUGGCCAGAACGACGUGGCCGCGGUGUAUUUCCCACUGUUGUCAUCGAGGCCGGGUGUACUCGGUCUUUGGCGAUUAUGCAGGCCAAGGCGAAGUGGUGGUUCAAAAUCUCCCACCACGAUGUAAAGAUUGUGCUGUUGGCAAAGUUUUAUCCGGCACGACAGAUGACAGUUGUCGAAAAGUGGGAAGAGAGGCCACGAGAGAUUCGUCAAGGGGCGGCAACAACUCGAUGGGGAUCUGAAGGAGUGCCGUCCUGUCAGCAAGUGGUUACGAUUAUAAAGACUAGCGACGAUCCAUUAGCAUAUCAGAUAUCCGGUGACUUGGUGUUGAGUUUUCGGCUGUUGUUUUUGAGGGAUCCGGGCGAGGGGGGGAGGGAUGUGGUGAUUUCCGCUGACCGCUUGCAGGACUAUGCGGAGAUGGUUUGGGAAGAAACUCUUGAGGACUAG